CAUGCCUCCGUCCUCAUUCGCCAACUUGAAAAACAUCCGCGGUUCCUUGGCUUCCUCUGUCGUCAUUUUACUUCCUUAGCUUCGGCCCUGCUAUCGCCCUGAAAUCAUCCGUCCUGGUCUCGAGUGCGAUAUAAGGCUGGCUGGUGAGAGGCUGACUUGCGAGACAUGGUUCAGUACGCUGUACUCGCCGCCCUGCUAGGCUGCGUCGCUGUCUACGCCGCCCCGACUGCCGUGACGGGCUUCAGCAAUGCGGCCAUCACGAAGGUCAAGUCUAACCUGCUGCAGAUCGCCACCCAUAGCUGGGAGAUAGGCACGGCCAUGGAGGCUUUGACCGAGCUGGAGUGGCCUGAGCUGUCGGUGUUCGGAGGCUCUUUGCCUCCCCCUGUCAAGUUGGACCGGGAUACUGCAUCAGACAUCAUCUCAUGGACAACGAAGAUCGUGAAGGCCAAGCCCGACCCGAACUCUCUUCCCAUAAUCGACGGAGAUGGCGCUGUCGGCGACCCCGCUAGCAUCGGAGUGGCAGUCGAGCUAACGAAUUGGACCCGCGCGGAUCGCGGCGAUCACGAGUUCUCUACAGCAGCCGGCCACCAGCUCAAAUACCUGCUCGACGAUGCGCCGCGCACGUCCGACGGCGCGAUCUCGCACCGCUCGGACCAAGUCCAACUUUGGGCCGACUUCGUUUAUAUGGCCCCUCCAUUUAUCGCGUACUACGGCGCGCUUAAAGGCGGCAGCGGGGGCUUAAGCCUUCUACAGAUUGCGUACAAGCAGUGCAAGCUCUACCGGCAGUACUUGCGGGAUCCCAGUGGCUUGUGGAAGCACAUUGUCCUUGGAAACGGGCAGGACUUACAUCACUGGGGGACUGGGAAUGCAUGGGCCGCGGCUGGCAUGCUGCGCGUUCUCCAGACCAUCAGUCACUCAAAGCUCUCUUCGAAGAUGCAGACCGAGCAAGCAGACCUGAAGUCCUGGAUCAACGAGAUCGUCAGCGCAUCAUGGCAGCACCAGCACUCGAAUGGUACACUCUUCAACUACAUCGACGAGAGCAACUCGUUCGCCGACACCUCGUCCACGGCGCUUCUUGCGGCGGUGACGUACCGGAUGGCGACCCUAACGGGCGAUACCGGGCACGUCUCCGCUGCUGACAAGGCGUACAACCUUAUCAAAGCUAGCGUGGACUCUAACGGGUGGCUUCGUAAUACUGUCGACCCCGAAACCUUCAACUCGCCGUCGCUCGCCGGCAGCCACAGCCCGGAAGGACAAGCCUUCGUUCUGCUUCUGCACGCGGCAUAUCGCGACUUCAAGGCAUCAUCAUGA
Molecule: messenger RNA, 1311 nt
Organism: Trametes versicolor FP-101664 SS1
Lineage: Eukaryota; Fungi; Basidiomycota; Agaricomycetes; Polyporales; Polyporaceae
Product: Six-hairpin glycosidase
Exons: 8
Coding region: 166-1311 (381 amino acids)
Biological process (GO): carbohydrate metabolic process
Source: RefSeq, a predicted model, not a curated record